CCGGCCAAGGAGCCGCCGAACGAGCCGGCCAGGCAGCCGGACAGCAGGCCUCGCGAGCUCCGGAGCAACUCUCUUCUUGGGCUCCGUCGGAGGGGCGCCGCCGCCGAGCCCCGCGCAUGGAGAAGCGGGGGAAGCGGGUGGACUGCCCGGCGCUGCCUCCCGGGUGGAAGAAGGAGGAGGUCAUCCGGAAAUCGGGGCUCAGCGCCGGCAAGAGCGAUGUCUACUAUUUCAGUCCGAGUGGGAAGAAAUUCCGAAGCAAGCCCCAGUUGUCGAGAUACUUGGGGAACACUGUUGACCUCAGCAGUUUUGACUUCAGGACAGGGAAGAUGAUGCCUAGUAAAUUACAGAAGAACAAGCAGAGGUUAAGGAACGAUUCCCUCAGUCAAAACAAGGGCAAACCAGAUUUAAACACAACACUGCCAAUCAGACAAACGGCGUCUAUUUUUAAACAGCCGGUCACCAAAGUUACCAACCAUCCUAGCAACAAAGUGAAGUCCGAUCCACAGCGAGUGAUUGAACAGCCCAGACAGCUUUUCUGGGAGAAGAGGCUGCAAGGCUUGAGCGCAUCAGAUGUGAGCGAGCAGAUCAUAAAAUCCAUGGAGCUGCCAAAAGGCCUUCAAGGGGUUGGCCCGGGGAACAACGAUGACACCCUCCUGUCUGCCGUCGCCAGCGCACUGCACACGAGUUCUGCCCCCAUCACAGGACAGCUCUCUGCCGCCGUUGAGAAGAACCCAGCCGUGUGGCUGAACACCUCCCAGCCUCUCUGCAAAGCCUUCAUCGUCACAGACGAGGACAUUAGGUAACAAGAAGAGCGAGUACAGCAGGUACGGAAAAAGCUGGAGGAGGCGCUAAUGGCAGACAUCUUGUCGCGAGCUGCAGAUACAGCUGACUUGGACGAGGUUGAGAUGGACGAUGGCGAAGAAGCAUAAGAGGCAAAAGCAUCAGGUACUUAAAACAGAAUGAUCCCCAGAAGAAAUUCCUGGAAGCUGAAGGCGCUUUUGUUUUGUUUUGUUUUCCAUUGGUCUUUUAUGAAAAGAAGAAAAGGACCUGUGCACAUUUAUAUAGCUUUCUAAUAGCAUUAAAAACCAAUGCCUUUUUUGGGCUCUUUUUUAUGUAUAUAUCUUGGGGGGGGGGGGAGGAGGAAACAGAGAGACCAAGAAAGAAAAAGGAAAACCCACUUUUUAAAAGUUUGUGUCUUAACGACUUCAAAAGUCUUGUUUUUUAUUUUUAUUUUUUUGUUACGUCAGACAAUUCCCUAAACUCAAAGCUGAGCUUUCAACGCUAGGCUGCAAUCUGGAACUGUAUGACUAGCACUAAAUAUUUAGGGUUUUUCCCCCUUCUUCUCUCUCUCGCUCUUCCUUUCGUGUGGAUGUAUGUGUGCUGGUAACAAUGGAUCAGGCAAACGGAAUGUUCGCUCCCGAUUUAAAAAGAAAGAAAGAAGUCUAUUGUGACAUGUGUUGUACAUAUAUUGUAUAAAAGAUUUUUUUUAUAUACCGGAGUUGAGUGGAAACAUCUGUAAAUUGACCCAUCGCCACCCCUUCUCUAAAAGAGAAAUAAAUAACUAUAUUCGGAGCAACUAAAUUUGUAGACUGUGAUGCGCUAUAAUUAAGUGGAAAUUAUAGGCAUCCGUGCCCAGAUCGCCAGAUGGAUCGGUGGGCAGAGAAAUAAGGGCGUUAAGUGAGUGGACUGUAUCCAAGACACCCGGGUUCAAGUCGCUGACUUUGAUUUGCACUUCUUAAGGGCCCAAAUGGGGAUUUGGCAUCCCCAGCCGAGGCAACUAUCCUAAGUUCAGCGGGAACUGGAUGAGCACUGUGAUGCGAGUAUGAAUGCACACACCUGCCGAGUGUGUGCGGAUCAGCCUCAGUUCUCCAUUUGUGAAAUGGGAAUGAGUGACCUACCUCACAGGGUUGUUGUGAGGAUGAACCUAAUAAAGAUUGUAAAGCACUUUUCAAAUGAAA
Podarcis raffonei (Aeolian wall lizard) is the source of this 1958-nucleotide messenger RNA. RefSeq names its product methyl-CpG binding domain protein 2 (gene MBD2). The transcript has 7 exons. The record is from RefSeq and is a predicted model, not a curated record. Gene Ontology annotation, molecular function: DNA binding. Lineage: Eukaryota; Metazoa; Chordata; Lepidosauria; Squamata; Lacertidae. Bases 117 to 803 code for a protein of 228 amino acids.